AGUGACGGUGUCGUACCCGAAAGAGUUACAUGAUGCCCACAACGAAAUGCCGUUUCUACCUGAACGAAAAUGUCCACCUAAUUCACGGGUCAAAAAACUGUUGUCUACUUUCGAUCGGAAAGAAAACUACGUUAUACACUAUUUAAAUUUAAAACAAACUAUGGCAAACGGAUUAAAAGUAGAAAAGGUGCAUAAGGUGUUACAAUUUAAGCAGUCGGCCUGGCUAUCAAAAUAUAUACAACUCAACACGGAGAUGAGACAGAAAGCCAAAAAUGAUUUUGAAAAAGACUUUUUUAAAUUAAUGAACAACGCUGUUUUUGGUAAAAUGAUGGAACGUGUACAAUUUAGAACGCAAAUGGAAUUGGUCAAUAAUCCUAAACGAGCGGCUAAAUUAAUUAGAAAGCAUAAUUUCAAACAUUGUACAACGUACAGUGAAAAUUUAUCAGCGUUUGUAUUGGAAAAGAAAAUUAUCGAUUUUUGUAAACCAGUAUACGUAGGUUUCGCAAUUUUAGAAAUUAGUAAAACUCUCGUAUACGAUUUCCAUUACAACGUAAUGAAGAAAUAUUUCAAAGACCGUGCUCGACUGUUAUACGGUGACACAGAUUCAUUAGUGUACUUUAUCAAAAAUCCUGAUCUAUUGGCUAGACUUGACACUUCAGGUUUGCCGAGCAGUCACCCGUGUUAUUCAAACGCUAACAAAAAGGUACCUGGUUUGUGGAGUGACGAAGCGCCGGGGAAAUCUAUAUUGGAGUUUAUUAGUCUAAGACCAAAAUGUUAUGGUUUUGACUUGGAGGGUAAAGAAAAAAUUAAGGCGAAAGGGAUACGUGGUCACGUUGUGAAAAAUCAUCUUACAGUCGAGGACCUGAAACGGUGUUUGUAUGCUGAAGAGGAGCCUGCAGUAAGCGAGGCUCAUGCAACAGCGGCUAUAUAUGGCACGAUGGUUGUAAACAACAUUCAUGAGAGAGCCGUGGACCCUUAUUGCCCCGUUGUAAAGUACCCGACUUAUACACCAUACAGAGAAAAUGUGUCAAUCAGAUCAUUUCAACACCAAAUAUACACCAUUAAGACUAUGAAAAUGACAUUAAACCGUUUAGAUGAUAAGCGGGUUAUAUCAGAAGACCGUAUUACUACCUACGCUUACGGUCAUUAUAAACUAGAGAAUGAAGACAGCAUUGAAACUUAAGAUUUGUAGAUACAUCUUAUAAACUAAUGUAAAAAUAAUUAACAGAUUACAAAAAUUUAUUGUUGAAAU
Messenger RNA from Daktulosphaira vitifoliae (grape phylloxera), 1252 nucleotides. RefSeq lists its product as uncharacterized. The coding region runs from base 47 to 1183 and encodes 378 amino acids. Gene Ontology annotation, biological process: DNA replication. Gene Ontology annotation, molecular function: nucleotide binding; DNA-directed DNA polymerase activity; DNA binding. The record is from RefSeq and is a predicted model, not a curated record. NCBI's taxonomy places the organism in Eukaryota, Metazoa, Arthropoda, Insecta, Hemiptera, Phylloxeridae. The transcript is spliced from 6 exons.